Molecule: messenger RNA, 1448 nt
Organism: Pyricularia oryzae 70-15
Lineage: Eukaryota; Fungi; Ascomycota; Sordariomycetes; Magnaporthales; Pyriculariaceae
Exons: 1
Coding region: 36-998 (320 amino acids)
Biological process (GO): secondary metabolite biosynthetic process
Cellular component (GO): nucleus; cytoplasm
Source: RefSeq, a predicted model, not a curated record
CAUUACCAUGCCUGAGUCAACAAACUUCGUGCCCUAUGUCAAUUACAGCCGAGGACCUUUCAUCUUUUUCACUCGCGACUUUCAUCCAAUUCCAACUUUUUUCAUCUCGCCCUCUUACAUCUUUGCAUCCCUGUCCCAAUCCCAGAGUCAUUGAAAACCCUCUCCAACUGCACAUGCACGCAAAGAGGGAAAUGGACACGUCGGCAUACGACACAACAACGCGGCACCUGCCGCGCAUCCUCUGCCUCCACGGCGGCGGCACCAACGCCUCAAUUUUCCGCACCCAAUGCCGACAGCUUUCACGGAGCCUGGAGCCGCAUUUCCGCCUCGUCUACGUCGAGGCGCCUUUUGCAUCCUUGGCGGGUCCGGGCGUCGUUCCCGUCUUUGCCGAUUCCGGUCCCUUUAAGCGCUGGUUCCCCGAUGGUGGGGAACAUUCCGACGCCGACGUCAUCUCCGCCAUCGACGCCUCGCUGCGCAAGGCCAUGGAAGACGACGAUGCGCUCGCCGGCGCGACGGGUCCGUGGGUCGGCCUGCUUGGGUUCUCGCAGGGCGCCAAGCUGGCGGCCAGUCUGCUGUACCGUCAGCAGCAGCGAGCUGUCGAGCACCCGGAACGCGUGGAGUCUGUGGGAAACUGGCGCUUCGGCGUGAUCCUGGCCGGCCGCGGGCCGCUCGUCGCGCUCGAUCUUGAGGCCUGCCGCUCCUCCAUGCUCGACAAACCGUCGUCGGUGACCAUUGCGAUGGGAGACGGACACGUGUCCACUUCCGGCGAUGCUGCAGGCGAUGGGUGCUUGCUGCGCUUGCCCACGUUGCACGUGCACGGCACCCUCGACCCGGGACUCGAGCUGCAUCGGCAGCUGUUGGAGAGGUGCUGUGCCCCUGGGACGACGCGGCUGCUCGAGUGGCCUGGCGACCACCGCCUUCCGCUCAAGUCGGCCCAUGUCGACCCGGUGGUGGCUGAGAUGGUUCAAAUGGCGGCUUCAACCGGUGUACAGGUCUAGGCCAGGUGUGUUUUGGGUUGUUAAACACCCCAGAGAGCUUUCUGCCGCUGGAUUUGGCUGGCUAGAUACCCAUGGAAGUGGGAGGGAUGAUCAAAAUCGCAAACUGCAUUUCUACUUGGCGUUGAAGUCUAUGAAUCUCUGUUGAUACAGACUGAUGAUGGGGGCAUGGCUUAUGCACUAUAAAGGUAGACAAUACAUCCAAUCGCAUCUUUCUGCGUUGAACGUAUUAAGUCCCCCAUCUACUCCUUCGGAGUAACAUUCGACCAUAUCAACUUGCUGUGAGGUAUUGGAGGCGGUAAUUUGGUGACUGCAGGGAGCUAUGAUUGAAAUGCUGUAAUUAACUUAUGGGUCCAAUCCCUGUAUUCGAACAAGGCGAUAGGGAGAAAAACGAUGUCCUUGAACGAAUUGCUAUUCCAGACGUCCGCACAGUCGUUGGAACUGGAUUAUGAA